AUGUUAGUAACAACAGUAACAAUAAUCCAUCCGAAGGUGUCUGAUGUAAUUGUUGAUGGUGGUAGAAGUACAACAAAUAAUAACAACAAUGAAGAUGAUGGAGGAUCUAUAGUGAGUGUAGUUGCUGCUGCUGUUGAUACCAAUUCUUCUUCUUCGCCAACAAUAACUACAACAAUACCAAAUGAUACCAUUAUUGCUACUGGUGGAUUUGGAGUAAAAUCACCAGAACAAGGUGGUGCUUCAUUGAUAACCGUACCACCACUGUCAUUGGCAGGUAGUGCGAGGAUUGCUUCACCUUCUGCAUCAUCCUCGGGUAGUACUGCCACUUCUCACUUGAAUAUUACAACAACAAGUGCCCGUGUACCAAAUCCCUAUGAUCUUUUCAAUUCCACACAAACAUCAGCAAAUGUUGUUAUAGCAACCUCAUCAUCACCAUCUUUAAACAGUGGAAUUAAUAGCAACUCUGAUUUGGCUAUUAGUUUCUUUAUUCCCUCCUCUCCUUCUCAUAAUAACAAUCAACAACAACAAUUGACUGAUUCAUCACGGGAUUCCUUCUCCUUCUCUCCACAAUUAAUUGGUAGUAGCAGCAGUACCAGUAAUAGACGACAAAAACAAUUCCAGCAACAACAACAACAAUCAAUGUAA
Naegleria gruberi is the source of this 645-nucleotide messenger RNA. RefSeq lists its product as uncharacterized. The transcript has a single exon. NCBI's taxonomy places the organism in Eukaryota, Heterolobosea, Eutetramitea, Acrasida, Naegleriidae. The record is from RefSeq and is a predicted model, not a curated record. The coding region runs from base 1 to 645 and encodes 214 amino acids.